This is a messenger RNA of Engraulis encrasicolus (European anchovy), 1687 nucleotides long. RefSeq names its product zinc finger protein 226-like. The coding region runs from base 1 to 1602 and encodes 533 amino acids. The transcript is spliced from 2 exons. The record is from RefSeq and is a predicted model, not a curated record. Gene Ontology annotation, biological process: regulation of transcription by RNA polymerase II. Lineage: Eukaryota; Metazoa; Chordata; Actinopteri; Clupeiformes; Engraulidae. Gene Ontology annotation, molecular function: DNA-binding transcription factor activity, RNA polymerase II-specific; RNA polymerase II cis-regulatory region sequence-specific DNA binding.
AUGACCAUGAAGGAGAUUAAAGAAGAAGACUUUGAUGAUUUUCUCCAAGAGUAUUCAAGGCGACCUCGAGAGGAUGAUUCAACCAGCAAAGAAGAAAUGAGUUCCGCAAUAAAAAUGGAAGAGGAGUCAAAUGUUACAGGAAACAGUCAUGAUGGUAUGAAGUUUACCAGCAAGGUGUCAGAAUCAUCCAAACUGGUUACAAUGAAGAAGGAAAUCAAAGAAGAAGACAUUGAUUAUUUUCUCCGAGAAUAUUUAUGGCAACCACGACAGGAUGAUUCAACCAGCAAAACAACCUGCAAAGAAGAAAUCAGCCCUGCAAUGGACAUUAAAGUGGAAGAGGAGUCCAAUGUUGCAGGAAACAGUCAUGAUGGAAUGAAGUUUACUAGCAAGGUGUCAGAAUCAUCCAAACCGGUUACAAUAAAGCAGGAGAUCAAAGAAGACAUUGAUUUUCUUCAAGAGUAUUUAUGGCAACCACAGCAGGAUGAUUCAACCAGCAGAACAACCUGUAAAGAAGAAAUCAGCCCUGCAAUGGACAUUAAAGAGGAAGAGGAGUCCAAUGCUAUCGGAAACAGUCAUGAUGGAAUGAAGUUAACCAGCAAGGAGUCAGAAUCAUCCCAACUGGUCACAUGCAAGAAGGAGAUCAAAAUAGAGGACUUUGAAGUCUCCUUGCACAGAAUGCAAGAGAAUGAUGAAACCAAAUCAUCUGUCUUUAAGGAAGAAAAUUGUUCAUCUGUGGAUAUUGAAGAGGAAAUUGACUAUAACCUGAUCGAGAAUGGCAACAAUGAUAUGCCCCCUACAAGUGCCCCUGCGGUCAACAUGCAUGCUGGGAGGACACUUCAGUGCACCACAUGUGGAAAGGUGUUUACACAUGCAGAGCAUUUAAGGAGACACCAGAGGCUUCAUACUCAUUCUGGUGAAAAGACUUACCCUUGUAAAACAUGUGGAAAAUAUUUUACUACAAAACACACUCUUCAGGUACACCUGAAAAUUCAUACUGAAGAAAAGCCUUUCCCAUGUACAGCAUGUGGAAAGACUUUUCUACGAAAAGCUGAUCUUCAGAAACACCUGAGGAUUCAUACUGGUGAAAAGCCUUUCUCGUGUACAACAUGUGGAAACUCCUUCAGGCUAAAAAGUGUUCUUCAGGAACACCUGAGAAUGCAUACUGGAGAAAUCCGUUACCAGUGUGCAACAUGUGGAAAGGCUUUCACACAAAAAUGCGAUCUCCAAAACCACCUGAUGAUUCAUACUGGAGAAAGGCCUUUCCUAUGUAAAACAUGUGGAAAGUCCUUCAGAGUGGGAAGCACUUUAAGAAAACACCAGAUGAUUCAUACAGAUGAAAGGCCAAAUACAUGUAUUACAUGUGGUAAGUCCUUCAGAGAAGGAGGCACUUUAAGGAGACACCAGAGGAUUCACACUGAUGAAAAGCCUUACCUUUGUACCACAUGUGGAAGAGCUUUUAGAGUGGCAAGUAAUUUAAGGAGACACCAGAUGAUUCACACUGGUGAAAAGCCUUACGUAUGUGCCACAUGUGGAAAGGCCUUUACACAGGCAGGUAAUUUAAGAAUUCACCAGAGUACCCACAAUGGAGAAAAGUCAAUGUAGUAGAUUGGCCAGCUAUGUAUAAAGAAAAAACAGUUGGCAGGUUUUUUGUAACAUUAUUAGAAUGCUUAACAUAAUGUAUCUAACA